Cetraspora pellucida is the source of this 930-nucleotide messenger RNA. The record is from the annotation of a GenBank genome assembly. NCBI's taxonomy places the organism in Eukaryota, Fungi, Glomeromycota, Glomeromycetes, Diversisporales, Gigasporaceae.
AUGCAAAAUGAUAACCAAAACAAGUAUGAACUAGUUAAGAAAGAAACUAAAGGUGUAGUUGAAAUUAAACAUUUAGCAACUAAUGAAGUGACACACAAAAAGUUUAGACAGAAAGUUCCGGGUGGUUAUUGUGCAAAAUUAAUUGAUCCAAUAACCGAGGUACUUCUAGCAGAAAUAAAAGGGGAUAGUUCAAAAGCAAAACUAAAAAACAUUUUAUUAUAUCAGCCCGACGAUAAUAUCGAAUUAAAAGAUUCUGGAAUGUUUAGUUUUGAACAUAAAUUUCGAUGGGAAAAUGAAAAAUUCGUAUGGAAAAGACAUGCAUUCUCCAAGGAGUUGGAAUGUAAAAUGAUGCAGCCUGGCAAUGAACCAAAUAUGUGCAUCGCACUAUAUCAGCCCAAAAACAAAAACGUUGGAACAGUGAAUAUUAUGAGUGAUAACAUGAAUCGUCUUAAUAUUCAAGAUCGACGUGGACUUGAAUACGUUUUAUUAAUGUCUAUAUUGUCAUUUUUGGAUAAAUCAGAAGAUGAUAGUAUCUCUAAGGAAAAAAAUGAAUUUAUUUUGGGAGAAGAAUCAAAAGGGGAAUUGAAAGAGGAAUCAAAAAAGGUUGAAAAUAAAGAAAAAAAGAAAAAAGAGAGGGAGAAGAAGAAGCAUAAAAAACAAAAUGAGAAAAUUGUAAAAGAAUCGGUCGAAGAAGACAGAUCUCAAAAAUCGAAGCAAGAAAAGAUAGAUGAGGAAUUAGCAAGGAAAAUAGUGGAAGAACAAAAAGGUUCAAUAGGCACAACAGGUCACUAUACUAGACAGACACGAUCAAAUUCUUUCUCAUCUUCAUCUUCACCCAAUGUAUACCCACCACUGCCAUCAGAUUCGAACCGUAAGCAGAAACUGGCAAAGCACAAACCUAAAGAAUAUACAAAUGAAUUUGGAUGGUAA